AUGGGUCUUACUGGUAAGUUGGUUGGCCAAACGGAGAUCAAGUCCGAUGGAGAUGUGUUCCAUGAGGUCUUCAGAGCUAGGCCACACCAUAUAUCCAAUAUGAGCCCUGGAAAUGUACAGGGUGUUAAUUUACAUGAAGAUUUGUUCUAUGAGAUUUGGAGAUACAGACCAAACCAAAUAUCGUAUAUGAGCCCUGGUAAUUUGCAAGGUGUUGAAAUAUAUGAAGGUGAAUGGGGAACCGUGGGAUCUAGAAUGAUCUGGUCCUAUACCUUUGGUGGGGAAAAGAAGGUUACAAGAGAUAUUGUUGAUGCAGUUGAUGACGACAAGAAGUCAAUCACUUGGAAGCUGAUUUACUUACAAGCAAAGUCCGCUUUCAUGGCUCAAGGUGGGGAAAAGAAGGUUACAAGAGAUAUUGUUGAUGCAGUUGAUGACGACAAGAAGUCAAUCACUUGGAAGCUGGUUGAAGGAAGCCUCUUGGAUCUUUACAAGACCAUGAUUGCAACUGUUGAUGUUGAUACAAAAGGUGAAAUCAGUGUGGUGACAUGGACUUUUGAGUACGAGAAGCUUAAUGAGGAUGUCGAAGAUGCAAAUGCACUGGUGGACUUUCAUCUUGUUAUGACCAAAGAUAUUGAAGCUUACCAUCUCCACCAAAAAUGA
Molecule: messenger RNA, 657 nt
Organism: Ilex paraguariensis (yerba mate)
Lineage: Eukaryota; Viridiplantae; Streptophyta; Magnoliopsida; Aquifoliales; Aquifoliaceae
Source: the annotation of a GenBank genome assembly